UCCCACCCCCAGCUCCGAGGAGAUGGUAGAAUCCACUGCCUUUUCUUAACUGCGGGAAAUCUCGCGAUGGAGGGAGGAAGAGGGACACCCCCAGAAGCAUUGAAAGAAGAAAGGCAGUCGGGAUAUGCUCUACCUGCAAGUCUUGAAGCCAACAGCCUGAAGAAAAGAAAUUGGGGCUUCUUACUCACUGGCAUCGUUGGUGGGACGCUGGUGGCCGUGUAUGCUGUGGCCACACCGUUUAUCACCCCAGCCCUCCGGCGCGUUUGUUUGCCUUUUGUACCUGCGACUUCAAAGCAGAUUGAAAACGUCAUGAAAGCGCUGCGGUGCAGAAGAGGGUCCCUGGUGGACGUCGGCAGCGGUGACGGGCGCAUUGUGAUAGCAGCUGCAAAGGAGGGGUUCACCGCUGUUGGUUAUGAAUUAAACCCGUGGCUGGUCUGGUACUCCAGGUACCGCGCGUGGCGAGAAGGCGUGCAGGGCUCCGCCAGGUUUUACAUCUCAGACCUGUGGAAGGUUACUUUUUCUGAAUACUCAAACGUCGUGAUUUUUGGGGUACCGCAGAUGAUGCCGCAGCUGGAGAGGAAGCUCGAGCUGGAACUCCAGGACCACGCUAGAGUCAUCGCCUGCCGGUUCCCCUUCCCGCACUGGAGCCCGGCCCAGGUCACCGGGGAGGGGGGUGACACCGUGUGGGCCUACGACGCCAGCUCUUUCCGGGCCGUGGAGAGAGGCCCUGAGGGUCGGUGUGCUUCAGUCGGUCACUCACGUAGAGACUUUAUCGAGGAUGGUUUCUGAAGCGUUGGGGUCUUUGAUUUUAUAGAGACUUAAGGCUGUGUCUUCAGCAAAGCAUGUGUUUUUCCUUGCUGUGGAAUGAGAAAUUCUGAUUGCUUUCCUUAACUUUUGGAGACAAUAAACAGAAGUAAAAAACAGCAGGGAGAUUUAAAGCCCCACUGUGUUGCGUUCUGACAGACGUGCGUACGUGUUGGGAGCCCGCGGGUGUGUGGAGGUACCAGUGAGCGGCGGUCAUGUCCAUGGGUGGGAGGGACGUCAGCCGCCCUUCACAUUGUGAAGAAUCCGAUUUGAUGCCAAGAUGAGAAGAGACAAAUUUAAAGAGGGAAUGCUUUUGUGCAUGUUUGCAGCUUCCUGAAACUUUAUUCAUGCUUAAGAUUUCUCUUUCUUUUCUGGACUUCAUGGCAAAAUUAAUUUUCUAAAGGAGUUAGAGACACAUUUAUAACAUUUAUUAGGAAUAAUUUGUUCUGAGGCUAGUGGAUUAUUUUGUUUUAUUUUAUUUGUUGUUUUGCUUUUUGGGAGGUGGGGAAGGAGGAAGUAAUUUGGUUUAUUUGUUUAUUUUUAAUGGCGUUACUGGGGAUUGAAUCCAGGACCUCGUGCAUGCUAAGCAUGGACUUUUACCACUGAGCUCUCCCCUCUCCCCUGAUGACUGUAUUUUAUUGAAUCUAAGACAUAUAGUGUAUGUAAAUGUGUGGGAAUAAACAGACACAUUUUAACAUUUCUGA
Messenger RNA from Camelus dromedarius (Arabian camel), 1508 nucleotides. It is a transcript of the gene ATPSCKMT, whose product is annotated as ATP synthase c subunit lysine N-methyltransferase. The transcript has 5 exons. The coding region runs from base 67 to 789 and encodes 240 amino acids. The record is from RefSeq and is a predicted model, not a curated record. Gene Ontology annotation, molecular function: protein-lysine N-methyltransferase activity. Gene Ontology annotation, biological process: positive regulation of proton-transporting ATP synthase activity, rotational mechanism; peptidyl-lysine trimethylation; regulation of mitochondrial ATP synthesis coupled proton transport. Gene Ontology annotation, cellular component: mitochondrion. Lineage: Eukaryota; Metazoa; Chordata; Mammalia; Artiodactyla; Camelidae.